AUGGCCGAAUUGAGCGAGUUCCAGAAGCGUCGGCUGGAGAAUAUCAAACGGAACAAUGAUCUGCUAAAAAAACUGAACUUAAAUGGCGUUUCUGGACGUUUAAAGAGCGAAGCUGGUGUUAAUGAUAAGCCGAAGGCUAAAAAGUCUAAUGGACACAAGAAAGUGAUUAAAAAGGAGCCAAAAGUGGCUAAGAUGCCGACGAGGAGAUCCAGAAGGUUAAUGGGCGAAACUUCGGACGGUAAAGAAGUCCCACAUGUUAGUGAUUACGAACUUUUGAAAAGGUCCGAUUUCAACAAAACAGCAGCUGCUGACAUGGAGGAAUUAAAAAGCACAGCAGUUGUGGGCGACGUGAAACUGAGCGAUCUGAUCAAAUCUGAGGAUGAAAGCGAGCUUUUGGCUCGGUUUCAAAGCUACAACAAUAAAAACUUCUCGUCGGGCGAUUUUUUUAAAGAGAUCCAAAAGCACAAGAAGGUUUCUGGGGAUGUAGCUGCGCUACAGAAGGAAUUUGACUUGCAAAUAUACGAAAUCUUUGAGCCCAAUGAGGUUAAAAUUGUUAGCGAUCGUAUAAGUGCCAUGUUCUUUCAUCCUGCAGUGGACCGGAAAUUAGUGGUUGCUGGCGACACAACUGGAAAUCUUGGACUCUGGAAUGUUCACUCAGAGGCUCCACAAGAUGAAGUUGAGGCUCCGGACAUUACAACAGUAAAACUGUUCAACAAAAAUGUUGCCAAGAUUGAUGUAUUCCCCCAAGAUUCGAGCAAAUUAAUGACGGCGUCUUACGACGGAGUUCUGCGCUCAAUUGAUUUGAGUAGCUUGCAAAGUGACGAGGUUCUCACGCUUCGGGACGCGUACGAAGACCCUAUGGGGAUAAGUGAGUUUCAAUUCAGCUACGAGGAUCCAAACCAGGUGUUCAUGACUACGUUGGGUGGAGAGUUUACGAGUUUCGACAUCAGAACAAAGCCCACGCCGACAAAUAUACGGAGGCUGGCUGACAAGAAAAUUGGAUCUUUUAGCAUCAACCCACGCAGACCCUACGAGAUCGCUACGGGCUCCUUGGAUAGAACGCUCAAGAUAUGGGAUGUGCGUAAAACUGUGAAAUCUGCAGAAUGGUUGCAGAACGAAGAUCACCCAAGUCUCGAUUUGGUGGCCAGCUACGAUUCAAGACUGAGUGUUUCUGCCGUUUCUUACGCUCCGAUGGACGGGUCGCUAGUGUGCAAUGGGUACGACGACACCAUUCGCAUUUUUGAUGCGAAGGAAGUUCCACCGGUGGAAUUGCAGCCAAAACUCACGCUCAAGCACAACUGUCAGAGCGGGAGAUGGACGAGUAUUUUGAAAGCGCGCUUUAAAGCCAACAUGGACGUCUUUGCAAUUGCCAACAUGAGCCGGGCCAUCGAUAUUUACCACAGUUCGGGUGAACAGUUGGCACAUCUCAAAACCGCGACAGUACCGGCAGUUGUGAGCUGGCAUCCGAUGCAGAACUGGAUCGUGGGAGGAAACUCCAGCGGCAAAGUAUUUCUGUUCCAGGAUUGA
Molecule: messenger RNA, 1527 nt
Organism: Lachancea meyersii CBS 8951
Lineage: Eukaryota; Fungi; Ascomycota; Saccharomycetes; Saccharomycetales; Saccharomycetaceae
Source: the annotation of a GenBank genome assembly